CAAGGUUGAAAGAAUCUCACCGGCUUUCGAAGAUCUUUCAAAAACGAAGGAUCCAUAUUAGUCGAUUGCUGUGUUGCAGCAGAUUCAAUUGACUAUAUAUCCUUGCUCUCAGACACAGCGACUCAUAGGAGGAAGCCGUCGAUACUUACAACAGCCGGCCAAAUGCUUGUAAUUGCCAUACCAUCCCUCUUUUGCCGAAUGAAAUCCAUAGCGAGGCCCUUUGUCAGGACACUCAUUCCAACCUUGCCUACCGGGGGGACAUUGAAUUAGUAGCUUUGUAUAGCCACAGUAGCUGAACUAGUAAACUUACCCAUAGCGUAGGCAGUCUUUCCCCUGAAGAAUCGGGAAUAUAUCGGCGGAGAGACAACUAUGAUUCUACCUUUCCAGCCAUUCUUCUCAAAAUAAGGAAGGGAUGCAUGAACACUAGCAUAUAACCCUUGAGGAUUAACUUGUUGCAUAAGCAUAAAGCGUUUGACAGGCGUGUUCCCAAUUGAAGACCACCAUAUUGCACCGGAGUUAUAAACUAGGACGUCUAGCCUUCCAUAUAGCUCUUCGGCAGUCUUUCUAACUAAUUCCUUGACAACCUCAACAUUGCGGGUAUCAACUGGCAGUGCAACUGCUUCACCCCCUAGCUCAUUUAUCUCCCGAGCAACUGUGUUGAUCGUAGAUUGGGGUGAGUUUGGGUCCGGCGGAAAUGGCACAGUCUUGGAGGCAUCGGACGUUGUUUUGGCCGCAACGACAACUGUGGACAUUCUCAGUCAUAUAGUUCAGAUGCUUGAGUAUGAAUGUGUACAAACAUACCGGCAUAUCCUUCUUUUGCGAGGUCGAUCGCGAUCUGUCUUCCAAUUCCCCUGGAAGCACCGAUAACAAGUGCUACUGGCUUAGAGGCUCCCAUGAGAGGUAUCAUUUGAAAAUAGUGAUUAUAUAUAUAUGGUAUCCACUUCCAGAUACUUCAGUUGAGGGAUAUGGUAUGAUAGAGCCCCGUUGUAAACGAGACGUAUGAUGUUUUAUCGGCGUGAAUCUGCCUUGGUCGAUGUGGUUGUCUUGAUGCCGGCUAAUCGUCGCUUGUUGCCGAACCUCGGCAUCUCUAACUAGACGUCAGAUACCCAACUACAUAGCUACGACAGAACGAACAACCUCCUCCAAGCUCGCCAGUUAAGUAUCAGAUAUCUCGGGGAGCUCUACCCUUUAUUCACUAUUGCAUGCUGCCGACCUUUGUUGUCUGUGCAUUUUUUUCUAACCUCUAUGGAAUCCGAGUGAAAAUGGGAGGCAAGAUUGAAGCAUACCUUGAUUGCCCCUCUCCAUAUUCGUAUUAUGCGUUUCUUCACCUUCUAAGGAACCGUGAUGUUUUGGAAUCCCAUGGAGUCGAGAUUGAGUAAGCUUGCCGUUAAUCCAGCUGAGAUAAAGGUACCAGUCUGAUAUGAAAAUAGUGUCCACCCUGUAUUCCUUGGUGGAAUAAAUGCCGGCUCGGGUAUGGAGUGUGGAACGGAUGAUUAUGAAACUAUACCCCGUCACUGAAAGUGGUAUUCUAACCUCUUCUUGCAAUGCAGGCAACAAGCCGCCAUGGACUCUCCCAGCCAAGGCAGCGUAUGGGCAGUUCGACCGAGUGCGAGCAGGGAAAUACUUCGGAGUCGAUGAUUUCAAAGUCCCGUCCUUUUUCCCUCCUCUAACCAUUCUGGUGGGCUUCCUACACAUAUAAAGCAUUAUUAGAAGCAUUAUAGGCAAUCUAACUGUCUUCUGAACAGCCUCAGCGAUGCGCGACAUAUAUCAAACAGAAUUACCCGCGGGAACGGUUUGAAAAUACGUUUCUGCUGUAUUGGAAAUAUAUGUUUUACAAAAAUAUCGAUCUGAGCAAACCGGAGGGUAUGACCGAGCUGCUGGAGGAGGCGAACUUCUCAAAAGGAGAAAUCGAUCGUAUCCUGACAUCUGCAAAGACAGAUGAAAUCAAAAAGGCGCUGGCCGACAGAACCCAGGAAGCAUUAGAUAGGGGUGCAUUUGGUGCACCAUGGUUCUGGGUCCGGCAUGCUGAAACUGGGAGAGAGGAGCCAUUCUUUGGAAGUGACAGGUUCCAUUUCAUGUGGGGAUUCUUGGGCAUCCCGUUUGAUGAUGUGAAGAUCAGGCCAGCAGAAAAGGCGAAGAUUUAAAAAGCCUUGAGAUGACAUGGUAGUUUCAAGAAGGAAUAUGUUUUUUACAAGGUAGAGAGGUAAUAAAUACCAUUCGCAACUACGCUGUAUCUAAAGGUUAGCUGCAUUAUCAUUUUAGCUAUCACCAAAUGCAGACCCUAACUUCGCUGCAAGACCCUUCCGGCUGCUUCGUUGUCCCUGGUCAUCGAGACCAGCCCCUUGAGUUGCCAUGGCCUCGGCUUCAGCUCUGCUACCAUAUGCCUGAGCCCCCGGAACCUCCAACUUCGCGUUCAGCACGUUGAUACGCAGUAUUUGCAGGUGCGCAUUUUCCAGGUACUCUCUCAUACUGUCCAGCGCUUCUUCAUGCAGCUGCUCUCUCGCAGGCGGUUUGCUGGUAACGAUUACUCCUUUUUCAAAAUCUAAUCUAGCAUCGAGGGUUUCACUCUGUAUAAGUCCAAUCAACUCAGACACAAAUGCGCCAUUUGGUUUGAGUUGCCCCUGCUCAUCUCUGAUUUGUUCUUUAGGAGCAAAUACCUUGGCCAUGCCAUCGAGCGUGACACGGCUGUAGGGUAUGAUAUGUUGCUGUAUUGCCUUCGUCCUGAUGCGCCUGUACAGCGUCCGGACGUGUCUUUGCAGGUGCAAAUCAAGAAGGUAGUCAGCUUUGUAAGCCUCUAGGAUAUCCAGGCAAAGCCGAAACUUUGAUGCACAAAAGAAUGAAAUGGCUUGGCGGAUAUGUGGUUCUAAUUCAAGGAAAUUUCGAAACGACUUGUUUUCGAGAACAUUUUUGGCGAGAUCAGCUCGGCUCAUGGACGCUAAAGCACAGAGACCACCGUAAACCGCCACAUCGUUUGGUGAGAUCACCUCCUUGUAAUUAUCGCCAAGGGCUGGGUCGGUUGAUAAGAAAGUUAUUGCAGCUUCAUGGUAUGAACUUGCUGCGAGUUGUGCUAAGCCAUGUGAGGCAAAGAGCUUAGCUUUACACUUCGGUUCGUCUUCCGGUUUAAACUGAAGACUGCGCAAGCGGUGGACAUUUGCUUGGAGGGCUAACCAAUCCGAGCGAUCAAUGGCAACAACAAUGUUUUUAAAAAGCAUCGAAGCAAUAUGAGACGUAGUAGUGCAGUAGUCCCGCAUUCUUGAAAAUGCAUGGGAGGCAGAAGCAAGAUCACCUAUGCGAUGGUAAUGCAUACCAAGAUCCUCAUUCCCCAUCUAUAAAACGUCAGAAACAGGAAACGAGGAAAUCAUGGAAGGGGAAAAGGCGAAUGCUGGGGAGCCUACUCGUAUGCUCUCCUUGAUCAAGUUGUUUUUAUACCCUUUCAAUUCACGUUCCAAUCGAUUCGUAUCGGCUUUGACGACUUUCGUAGUAUUGUUGAUCCAUUCGGUGUCCAAUACAGCUUCGCUGUCGGCCGGGGAAAUCUGGUUGAGUGCCUCAACUGCCGUCUCAUAACAAUUAACGUCCACCCCCGACUUUGCUUCAGCAACUGCCAUCUUUAAAGCUUCAACAGCAAGAAAACUUGAACAGGUUCCGAUCAGAUAUAAUCUAGCAAAUUUUGUCCUCCCUAGUAGAACGAGCACCAGCCGAGGUGGUUAGUUUCACGUAUAGACCGCGUCUUCUUAGGAACGGAACAUCGUACCGGUGUAAUUUGAUAUGUAUGUUUCGAGAUCAAACUUAGGUGGCUCUAUAUAGCUUGGUUAGACAGUGCUUUAACAGCUCAGCAAUUUGUGAAUUUCGGCAAGCAUACCGUCAACAAUGAUGCGUGGUCUUGUUAGACUUCGGCUUUGGUGUUCCCCUGCAGGUUCUACAUCCAUCGCUGAGCUACCCGCGCCAUUGCCGGCCCAGGCUUGUGAUGACGACUCCAUGGUUGUGUCGGGGCUGUAUCUAUGCCUUGAUUGUGUGUUGUAUUGAGGUAGAGUAGCUUAUGGAGAGCGGGGUGACGUUUGCCUUAGAGAAAAGAGCAACAGCACAGCUAGGGCUCUGACUUAAGCUCUACGCCCUGGCAGCAUGAAUACAAGAGCUUGAUUAUGUUUGUGCCUCUUUCGUCCCCGUAGAUGGGUUUCUAAUUCAAAUUCUGUACUCAGUUAGCACGCCCACUCGCUGAUAGAUGGUUAGAAGGCGGGAAGAGCGAGUAGCAGAGAUGUCUGAGAGAAGGGAGUCCUCUUAUAGAAAUUCAACGUACAUAUCUGUUAGAAAUGCAAGUAGAGCUCGUGAAUCGUUCCCUUAACCGUCGUAAAUCGUGAUGUCAUGUCCUGAUGUCUGUUGUUUGGUCUUUUGACAGCCAAAAAAGAAGCUCGGGAGAUCAAAAUAAGGCUACCUGAUUACGUAAUGAAGUACUCGAUACGAGAUAACCCAGUCACAUGAAUAUAUGGCUGCCCCUGUUUCCCUGCUGUACUUUUCGGAUAAAGAAAGGAGAUAUCAUUUACAAGCACAUGGAGUAUUAAGUUGGUGUUGAUAUGCAUUUUCAUUUAUGGUCAUAAGUCAAUUAUAUACCAUUAUCCCGUCUUUUGAUUCCCAAUUCUUUUUCCCCCUUUUCCAUUGGAACCCAGCCAAAAAAAUAGAAACAGUCACAAAAGAAUUUAGGAGACACAAGGCGCCAGCUAUGUCAAGUAUGGGUAAACAAGUCAAGAACAAAUAUACCAAAUGACAGGCGACCCUCGAAAAUGCACAUAAUAUAGGGAAUAAAUGGCAGUGACAAUGGAAUAGUAAGAUAAUGCUGUCAUGAGUUAAAAAGUUGUACGCGACGAACGGCAAUCGUAAACCGAUUAGGGGACAAGGAGCUUUUUCGCUCCAGUCGAUUGAAAUGUGAAAAAAUAUGCCAAGGUGAGUUUGGUAAUAAGAAGGGGUUAGGGGUAGGGAGUAGAAUUAUGCGGUAUGUAAGGAAGGGAGUUUAGGAUUAGUGGGACAGAUCGGAAGAGAGCAGGGGUAUCGAUUGAAAUUUGAGGGGUUAUUGUGAAGUGGGAUGUACUUUUUUUGACUCUUGGAAUGAUCCUUGCAGCAAAUCUUCUAUCCCAUAAGGUCGUCGAUGUUGAGUUCAUCACCCAGUUUCAUGGGAUGCUCGAUGACUGGGACUGCCGUUGGUCCAAUGAGGCCUUCAGUGGCGUUGGGGUCCUUGAUCCAUGGGCCCUUUUCUUCUUCGGUGGCAUUAAGGACGCCCUCCGAUCGCUUCAGGGUUUCGAUGUCCAGAUCGGUAACGUAGGCUUCUCGACCCAUGCAGUCCCCGGCAGGGAGCUUAAGCCGGACUUCAAACUCGUUGUCAAGCAUCAUCUCAUCUUUCCAUAGGCGACGAGGGCCGUCAUAAAGGCAGAGGAGACGUCGCUUCAUCUUCAUCUUGCUAUUGGGACAGCUCCAUGAGGGAGGGUAGUUGUUUCGGUUGUUUCGGCGCCUUGAGGUGGUAACACGGUUUUUGGUCACCUUGCUGUUGGUGGAGUUGGAUUUAGAAAGUGAGCCCUUCACAGAAGAGUUGGAUGAGUCGUUUUGUUUGUCCGCAGCUUCUUCGAUGUCAUCGCCAUCCUCGAUUUGAGUAGCGUUCGACUCCAAGAGCAUGUGUCGCUCCAUGGUGUCACGGACGGCCUCGUCGGAAGCGACUUCGGUCAAUCUUCGGGAGUUGAUGGCCUCAGAAGGUUCUUCCUGCUGUACUACUCUCAGGACACAGUCGUCAAGAUGCUCGUAGAACUCCUGGGCGUUGGAAAAUGUCGCUGUACAUGUGGAACAUUUUCCGGUGGCAUCCUGACAGUAGCUGGACAGCUUUCCACUAGGAACAGACGGAGGAGUUUUCUUCCUGCCGUUGGGAGCAGAUUGGUCAACGCCGUGUACUGUCGUGAGAUGGCGUUUAAAUACGUCCGCGCGGUUAAAGCUUUUCUCCGCAGCGGAGCCUGAUCCGGGGCAGAAUCCACAAACCAUGGUCCCUUUGUAAUGUGUCAACGUGUGACGAUUUUUAUCAUAUUUUCUUGCGAAUCCCUUCAGAUGGUACUCGCAUGUCACAAUUGGACACUUUUCGGGACGUUCUGAUUGGUGAGUGAGCAUAUGUGCCUUGAGGUCUCUGAAGACACGGCCGCAGUCUGGGUGGGGACAUCUUCCUUUCUCAUUUUCUUCCUCGGCUUCAUUUCUGGUUGGAGAGGUGCGGGCAGAUGGACGGGAAUGAAUGGAGGAGAUGGACGACCUGCGCCCCUGGAACGGUCUAGGUGUCGAGAAGGUAUUUUGCUGCACAAAAGAGGGGUUCACGUCGAAUUUCUCCUGCUUCUGGGGUCCGGAUGCUCCCUGGGACCGUUGCGGUUGCUGAGGGGUAUGAGAAAUGUUAAGAGGAGAGUGUGGUGAGAGAGGAGCGAAGGCGGGUGAAGAGAUGAAGGGAUAUGGGGAUUCCUCUGCGUACGACACGGCUACUCCCGAAAAGUUGCUACUCUGUUGCAUUGGCUGUAACAAUGCAGGAUCUAUUUAAACACCAUCAGUUCUUUGUCUUCAACGCCAACACGGCGGUCAUGCCGUAUAUCUGGAAAUGUCCAUGAUGACAAGACGUUGAUGGAGGAAUAGAAAACAACCGGAAGGGCAUGUUGAGAAAGAGGAGAGUCAAUGAACAUGCCAAGCAUUAAGAAGCACUAGCAGUGUUAUUGUCUCAGGAAACUAAAGUGUAUGUUUCCGUAGAUCUAUCUUUGUCCGCAAACCACCAUUUGUGUCGAGUCAUGACGGUGGGCUGAAGACACAGGAUAUAUGAAAGAUAGAACAUAAAUCUUGCGGAUGAUGGAGGGAUAUACUAAGUUAUAUCGCUCGACCAACAGGCACAAGAUUUAUAGGAUAUAAAAAAAGGAGAAGAAAGGAAGAGUUAAGAGAAAGAAAACGAGGUCUAGAAAGUACUUACCCACAUAAGGAGUGGAAAACUUUUCGCUCGCAUAUAGCAUCUCAGGGUCGAUGCUAUUAGACAGGAAGUCACUUGGAUACCCUUCACCAACCAUGGCUAUUUGCUCCGCACCCACGGAGACGUCGAGGUCAAGCCACUGG
This is a messenger RNA of Trichophyton rubrum CBS 118892, 7107 nucleotides long. RefSeq lists its product as uncharacterized. The coding region runs from base 1827 to 2144 and encodes 105 amino acids. Gene Ontology annotation, cellular component: peroxisome; mitochondrion. The record is from RefSeq and is a predicted model, not a curated record. Gene Ontology annotation, biological process: glutathione metabolic process. Gene Ontology annotation, molecular function: glutathione peroxidase activity; glutathione transferase activity. The transcript is spliced from 2 exons. Lineage: Eukaryota; Fungi; Ascomycota; Eurotiomycetes; Onygenales; Arthrodermataceae.